This is a messenger RNA of Bombus terrestris (buff-tailed bumblebee), 10605 nucleotides long. RefSeq lists its product as uncharacterized. NCBI's taxonomy places the organism in Eukaryota, Metazoa, Arthropoda, Insecta, Hymenoptera, Apidae. Gene Ontology annotation, biological process: cGMP catabolic process. The coding region runs from base 1018 to 4278 and encodes 1086 amino acids. Gene Ontology annotation, molecular function: 3',5'-cyclic-GMP phosphodiesterase activity. The transcript is spliced from 12 exons. The record is from RefSeq and is a predicted model, not a curated record.
UAUAUUCUAAACAAGCGCGCGACGUGCUGACACGUUUUGUUUGUGCGCGCGAACUCGUGUCUCGCCGAACGAAACGCUGAAAUAUCAACGGUGACUUUGUACCAGUGUUACGAUUACUUAAAAUCAGUGCGUACAAAAUCAGUUUGAAAUUAGUUCGUGAUCUCUCGACGAAUCGAAUGACAUUCGCGUGUUAAUUUGGCGGUAGAAGAUACGAGAGGAGAGACUGCCAACUAAAGGACCACGCGAGUGAUUACAUAUACGGGAGAAACAGAGAAACUCCCGUGGAAGGGAAUCGACGAUUUGAAGUCUGUGUUUUUGUUUACUUAGAAGCGGACUGCCCACGCGACAUCGAAACGUCGAAGAUAAGGCGAAAAACAUCCCGUUCGAAGAAUACGUCGGUUGUUGACGUUUUUGCAACAGAGAUCGUCAGACCACUCGGGAAACAAUGGCCUUCGAUUCUACGGGAAAUAAAAUUCUACGGGCCGUCUGAGAUUCCGGGCAACUUUCGCGACCAAAAGGUAUUAGUUCCUCGAACUCUUCGGUUCGCCUUCGAAAGUUGUUCGAGUGGUGAACAAAGAACAAGAAGAGGAACCGUUGGACGAGGGACGACGAGCAAACAAAAAGGGAAGAAAGCAGAAAGGAAGGAUCUUGCCAAUUACUGCCGCUCUGGAAUAAGAAUGGACCAUGAAGGAGUGCAGUGUGAGCUGGUAGUAGACGAGCGAUCGUCCUCUCGGUUAGUGCCUGGACGGUCAUCAACGGGAUUCUACAACGCUGAAUCGUUCACCCUGCAGGUGUUGCGCACGGCAGGUACGAAGUCGACAGGUGCAAUAAUCGGGGUUGACCCGGUUGUUGCCGCCGGGGCGGCGAUGCGACGAUGAGCUCGUUGAGGAUUCAGCUAUCCCUCUACACCCGACCAGAGCCCCGAGUAGUAGCAAGGCCGGGUCGCCUCACAAGCUGUCGUAAGGUCGAGCACAGAGGAGCGGAAGCUGGUUCAAGGCCGAUAUUAGUUGCUUGGCCAUGGACCUCGAGGCGAGGAACGGGACCGGCGGUAACGACGACGAGGAAUACACGAAUAUUUACUUCAUCGUUGGGGAUCGUAGGGAGACGGUCACCUACAAAGCGGAUCAGGUCACCGACAUGGAGCUUAAGGAACUCUUUAGAAAUGCAGCAGAGGCUGGCCCUCUGGACAUCGUGAAGCUUCGCAAAGAGGACAAGCUGUUGAACAUUUCGGCUAAUUUGCCGGCGAACACACCCGACUCUCCCUAUGUUCUUCAGAUCGUCGGAGCACAUCCGGCCUCGUCUGGGGUGAUCGAGGCGGAAGUGCUGUGGGCUCUUGAGAGACGUGUGGCGGCCUUGGAACAGCAACUUCGGGAGCACCAAGAAGCUCUGAACGCGUCGCCAUCGUAUGCUCUUCGCGAACUAAAGCGGCAGGUCGACAGUUUCAAGAACAAGUUGGAGCACAACGAACAACUCAGUUGGCUGAGUUUCUACAAACAGCUUCCAGAGCCUCUCUACGCGGAUUCCUGCCGCAGAUUGCAGUAUCGUCGGAAGAGCGACAGCAUGAAGCGGAAGGUGCGAGAAAAGUUCCUCAACAUCUGCGACGUUUCAGUAUCGUCGAACGUUCGGGAGUGGCUGCACUCACCAGCAUUCGAUGCACGGCAAUGGGAAGACGAAGAGCUUCUAUUGAUGCUGCAGACGAUGUUCGUCGAGCUGGACCUACCUCAAAAGUUUAACAUUCCUUUACCAAUCCUGAGGAACUUCCUCUACGAAGUUUAUAACAACUAUAACGAAGUGCCGUUUCAUAACUUUAGGCAUUGCUUCUGCGUGGCGCAAAUGAUGUACGCAAUAGCCUGGACAGUGGAUCUUCCGUCACGAAUCGGCGAUCUGGAGGUUUUUAUUUUAAUUGUCUCCUGCAUCUGCCACGAUCUAGAUCAUCCAGGAUACAACAACAUUUAUCAAAUAAAUGCCCGUACCGAGUUGGCUCUGCGUUACAACGAUAUCUCACCUCUGGAGAACCAUCAUUGCUCCGUAGCUUUUCGUGUUCUAGAAGCACCGGAAUGUAACAUAUUAGCAUCGCUGGAUAAUGCGACAUAUCGAGUUGUACGCGAAGGGAUCAUCAGGUGUAUUCUUGCAACGGACAUGGCCAGGCACAACGAGAUCCUCGGUCAAUUCACGGACAUCAUCCCGGAAUUCGAUUACUCCAGCAAGGCUCAUAUUAAUUUAUUAUCGAUGAUCCUCAUCAAGGUGGCGGAUAUUAGCAACGAGGCCCGGCCGAUGGAAGUCGCGGAACCGUGGCUGGAUAGGUUGCUACAAGAAUUCUUCAAGCAGAGCGACGCGGAGAAGCUCGAAGGACUUCCAGUGACGCCAUUUAUGGAUCGCGAUAAAGUAACCAAACCCUCGUCCCAAGUCAGCUUCAUCGGUCUCGUUCUACUUCCUCUUUUCGAGGCCCUUGGGGAACUACUUCCACAGCUGCAGAAUCUAAUAGUUCAGCCAGUGCGGGAAGCUUUAGAAUAUUAUCGCAGAUUGAACGAAGCAGCGAAGGACGAGCGGCAUCACCGGAAGAGCAUAGCAGACCUGGGCGAGGCAAAUCUGAUAACCGUAACGUCCGGGACCACCGGGUCAGCUAGCGUCGUGAAAUCUACCUCGUCGCACAGUAUGCGCUCGAAACGUUCCAUAGGCACAGUUCACUCGCGAUCGCGAUCCACCGACGACGAGAUGACGGAGAAUCUGACGGCGGAAGAAGCGGAGAAUCUCGAGAGUUCGGAUCCUGAGACAGCGACCGAGGUGGAGGUGAGCGAGAAAACGUUGAAGUUCAAAAUCUCGACCGAGGGGACGUUGACUGGGCCGGCAACAGGUAGGAAAAGCUACCCGGGUAGUCGAAAGGGUAGUCGAGAGAAAUCGUCACUGGAUUAUCAUAGUCACGACCUAGCCAGGGCUGUUAGGGAUCACGAGCGCGAAAGAAGACGCAGUAAAGGAGAGAAUCUUGGCAGCGACCUGAGCUCGCCCGUCAGUGCGUGGUCCGCGGAAGGAACCAGAAUCCUCGAGGAGCUGGAGAAAGACGAACCCGUUUUCCUAGAUGCGAAAUGGAACGAACGAAAAAUGGUGGAGGGCAACGGUAACGUGGUAGUCGAAACCCAGCAGAGGAACAACCUGAAGAAAACGAGUAGCUUAGUGGAGAACGAUCAGGAGAUGAAGUCUAGUCGCAAAGAGGUACAGAGGGAGACGGUUGGGCUCCGGUGUUGUUGCGAGGAUAAAACAGGACCCAACAAUCACAAGUCCAUCUUUUCCAGAUUAAGAAACUUCACGGAUCGGCUGAGUAUCAGCUUCGACACGAAGGACCCUACUGCGCCGAAGCCUACGAAACACGUAACGAAGACGCUGAACAAAAGCAACUUGAUGGCCACGGCGACCACUUCUUCCAGGCGCAAUAACUCUCUAUCAGUUUGCAAGCGUUGCAACCUUACUAAAGUCUCGGUGAAAGAGGGCAAAGCUAUAGCGACGGUGGUGGAAUUAUCUUCGGUGGAUAAGCGUGCUAUGACGUUGCCAAAGGUGAGGAAAUCGACGGAGUACAAGAACAGAGGCAGUGUCUGGAAGGUGUCGUUCGUCAAGGAGAAAAGAUCGUCCGCUUCGUUGGAAGCUUUACCGAGCGCGAUGUCGGAGAGAUCCUUGGCGAAACAUCGGCGAAAUUUUUCGAAUCCCGAGAGCAAGUCGCACAGUCUGAAAGAAGCGAAGGAUCAAAAGAUUCUGGAUAUCGAGUUCAGAGAAAUUGACGUGCGUACGAAGAAGCAGCAGCAACAACCGGAGAUCGUUGUCAAGCCUGAGCACGGGUCCAGAGAGGCUGUACAAGAAGAUAUAGGCAAAAUAGAAAUUAGGAGAAGCUCGGCGAGCAUGGAGGAUAUCUCGAAGAUGGCGAAGCAGACUGAAAGCGUAAUGCUCGGUUCGUUAGAGCCAAAGAAGACGGAGGAACGUCCACACACGGGUAGUUUGGACUCAAUGUUGUGCAAGGAGUCGGCCAAAUCCCGGAAAAAGCCAACGUACUCUUCGCCAACUGCAACGUCCAAGAAAUCGCCUGGUCUGUUGUCGCGAUUCAAGUCUGGCAUGAGUAUCGACAGCACCAGGAGCAACAGCAACAGCGAUUCUUUGCACGACCAAAGCUCGCAAUCUCCGAGCGGCUGGAUUUCCUCUCUGACGGCAAGCUUUCGACCAAAGAGGCAGGUAUCGGAAGUUCCGUUGUCGUCGCAUCCUCCGCAUUCAUCGAGUCGCGAGGAGAUCAAGUGAUACGGCCUGGUGGUCGAGGACUCUUCCGAGAAACAGUUGUCGGGCCUGCACAAGUGGCUGGCUGAGAAUAUUUUCUGUUGCAGCAGUUAAGGACGUGUGCCCGCGUUUCGUGUAGUGUCGAUCCACGAACCGAGGGUUGACCGCCAUUUUCUCGCGCGUUAACACUAGAGAAGUCGAUGAUUAUCAAAAGGUAGGAGGAGACGUUGGAGCCAAAGAUCGUUGACGAAGGCUGAAAUUAAAAGAAGAAGAUCGAGAGAUACCGUGACGUUAAGUGCACGGAAGCGAAGGAAAUCGAGUGACGAUCAGAGCGUUCGUGUUCCGUCGACAUUGAUUUUCAUUAGAUUGUAUCGCCGGCCAUUGUUGGAUCACAUCUGUCUGUUAAACUGAAAACGAUUAUUUACCUCGACCUCGUGCGCUAGAUGUUAUUCGUAAGGAAAUUUCCGAUGAGGCUUUUCUCGAUCGACCGAGUCGCCACGCGUUAUGUAACAAUCUAUCGACGACCGAUCGAUCGGUCAGGAAUUACGAAAUAUAGUAUCGUGACAAUCCUCUAUCCAAUAGGAUCCUCAUUCCGCCAUUUGAACACGUCUUGACUAUUCUGAGUCUGGAUAAACCGGGUCACGGAAUGUUGCGUUUCUCGCGUGAAGCUCGAAGGGAUUUUAACUUUAAGAAUUUUUGAGCCACGUGUGUUCGGUAUCGGGCGACCACGGACACGAUCGUACACCAUCACCUGGACGAUUUCCGGGACAAGCCUUCUCUUCGACGAGGAGGCAAAGAAAAACAUUAGCGAAAAAAAUCUGAUUGUUCUGCCGCAUCGAAGAUGAUUUGGGAAUUUAUUAGAAUGUAACAGUUGAAAGUGAGUAGAGGCAGACGAAGAAAGAAAGUCUCUCGACUUUCAAGUCAGUUGUACGAAAUUCAAAUCAUCGUUUAAAGAAAAAAAAAAAGAAAAAAAAAGGAAAAAAUAAGAAAAAAUAUGUCUUAGAGUACGUGCGUGUAGUAUGUCGAUUAGCUGUUCCCAAAUGUAACCAGAAAUGUGUGAGUGUAAUUAACGUUCGUAUCGAAGCCAAACUGUCGAACAGCUGGCGAAUACCAAAUAUAUGUAUAUUGCUCCUAAUUAUCGAUCUCCGUUCCGAGAGCAGAGUGAAUGGAAGAGGAGAGUGUGUUAGAAUGAAAGGGAGGGAGAGAAAGGUAGAAGGAAAAAUUACGUACGAUAAAAUUUAAAUGUCGAGAUCAGGUGGUGAGAACGAAUUGAAAUUAGAGGAAAUUAAUGGAGAAGAAGAAGAAAUUAGAUCAGAAAAGGGAAUUGAAGUUAAGAAAGUAGGAGAGAAGAUAUAUAUGGAUGAACGGCCUGAAAGAUAGAAGAAAGUGAAAAGGCGCGGUAUAUAAACUAUUUUAUUUAUUGUCCAAUUAAAAGGAUAGCCUAACGAGUAAUCAUUAAUGUUGUUCGUUAUUAUACAUAUAUACAUAUAUAUAUAUAUACAUAAAAAAUAUAUAUAUAAAUAUAUGCAACUCCCAUCGAAACGCAUAACGUAUAUAAAUAUUAUAAAUACAUAAGAAGAAAAAAAUGAUCGUACGAAGAAGCAGGUCCAUUGUAACACACAAGUUCAGCGUGUAAGUAGAUAGAGAAUGCAGCAGAUCUAGACAGGCACGUCGUGUCGAAUUACAAUCCGAAAAUAUUCAUGCCUCGUUUGAGACAAGAGGAAGAAAAAGAAAAGAACUAAAUAAAUUGGAAAAGAAAAUGGUAAACCUGCCCAGCGACGAAAAACGAGAAGACACGAAAAAGCAGAGAGAAGAGAACGGAAAGAAAUCUUCGUGUGUCGUAAACGUCGCGGAGAAAAAGAGACGAACCCGAUCGUUCGAAUUAUAUCUCGAGGCGAAUACUCGCACGAUUUGGAAAAUGAUUUUGUUGAUCUGUCAGAAAUUUAGAUGAAUGUUAAAUAAACGCUGUUUCCUCGUUGAGAAGGUGUCUUCCUCUGAUUUAAAAACUAUGAACAGUUAUUCCAGUCGAGAAUUACAUAAACCGAAAAAAUGUCGUUAGAAAGUCGCUAGUAUCCUCUGAUCUAACGAUUCUUGUACUUCUUCUACUCGUAGUCGAUAAACAACACCCUAUCCCCGAGAAUGGUAUUCGCUUAUCUACUCGCUAAAUUUUUAAUGGAUCGACAAAAAAUGUAUCCUCCGUUUAGUUGAAUAUUUUAAGAACGCGUUUAGAACGAGAAGGAGGCGGGUAAAAAACGAAUAAUACGAUUAUAAAAUGGAUACAGCCUAACGUAGAAGAACACCCUCGUGAUGCACGCGUUUUCAGCCUCGACACAGCAUCAAUUCUCUGCGCAACGGUGUCUCGCUUUUUCAUUUUUAGAUGUUUAUAUUUUUAUACUCCACCAGCAAUGUGUCUCUACGGCGAUGAAAAACCGCAUGUAUUGUUGAAGUCUAGUCUUACGUUAUCGUCUUCAGGACACCCCCCAAAAAAUGAUUGAAUUUUUUUGGGGGCAUUCUUCGUUUUUCUACGGCGAUCGUAGAACAGGAAGAAAAAAUCCUGUAUCCACGCGAUCAGCUCUCUGCAUUCUGCGUAAUGCUUGUUCGAUUUUGUCUCCCCUCUCGAGAGAAGCCGCGGGAAGAGAUUCGUUCGCUGUAUUUUCGAAAUACCUGCUCCUUUCUGGGUUAAUUUAAAAAAUUCGAUCAACAGGGAGACAUCGAUUUGUUUUUUAAGUAAGAAACUUUGAUCUCGAACUCGCCGUUUAAUUAAACAUUUUCUUUUCUUUUUUUUUUUUUUUUAAUCAAUCGUAGACGUUUGUUAGUCGAUAAAUCUCUUCCUACGGCGGCCAAGACUUGCGAGAGCAUCCUCAGUCCAGCUCUUCCCUGAUCGACCGUAAACAUUGAUCGCGUGAAUCCUUCCAUUUCGUCGUCGAAUCUCGUGGAAUACUCGACCCACGUAGACGAACAGAGAGACAGGAUCGGCGAGUGUGAUGGUGUGUUCGAGCAAGUGAGCCAUGUCGAAACACACAACGUUGUAAACACGCUAUAAUGUAACUUAUUAAACUUCCAGUGGUACGAGGCAAAAAAAGUAUUUGAUCUUAACACCCUCACGAGUAAACCAGAAAAUACAUGUUUCCAUCGAAGAAUCGAAAUUCCUCGGUUCUAUCGCACCAACGACUGAUUAUAAAAAUCAAAUGCUUUUUUCGUUCUAUCACUCGCUGUCUGUGCCUGAUCUUUGUUAAUAUUUAUUUGUCUCUUCCUAGACGUUAAAUCGAUUACACGUGUACUAGAGAUUACAGUAUAAUGGAGCAAUCGGGCAAGUCCGUUUUCCUAGAAACUCUCGGACCAUUCCGUGUCGACAAUCGAAUACUCCUCAUUGAAUCGUCGGUGUUGUACUAAUUUUCAAAUUUUGAAUCGCGGGCGCGAUCAGCCGAACUACUAUAAAUAAUAUCGCGUUGAUCGAGCUCGAUACCAAAAGCAAAACGAGGCUUCGAGGAAGAAAUGACUGAGAACAGGAGGAGGAACGAAAUUCGGUGGUCCAAUCGUUUAAUUCGCGACGAGGUAGUCCUCGUGUCCCAAUUAUUCUCGUCAAUUACCGCAGCGUAAUCGAUCGUGCGUUUUCUCUUGCCGACAAAAAAAAAAAAAAAAAGAAAAAAAAAGAAAAAAGAUGAGAAUGAUGGUCAGAAGAGAUCGGAAUGGUGUCACGAUCGGAAAUCGUGAACAAAAAUAGGGCACAGAAUGUGAUUUUCUGAAAUACACGCUCGAAGAGAUCCGCUUUAAAACGAAUUCUAUCGUCCGCAACCUUUGUGAUCUUCGUUUCGUCGCCCACUCAAUUACCUUCGCCGCGGAUGCGGUGCUAAUUAACAAACAAAGGAGCGAUCGUCGCGUUAAACGGACGUCGACAAGCGCAUUGUGACGACCACGACGUUGUGAAUCGAGACGCGCCCAGAUGACUUCGUUUUUAUUUGCCGUGAGAACCUGUGAGAGUCACGUGAAUUUCAGACGAAUACAGGCCGGAGAUGUACACGGAUUUGCUUCGAUUUCGAGAAAGUGGAGAUGGAGGUGAAAUUGAAGAGAAGCGGGGCCAAAGUUCAGAAAGUAUUACUAGUUGAAAUAGAUUUGAAAAAUUAGCGUAACAUGGGACCGAAGAUUGUUCAUAAUUAGGAAAAAUGUAAAGUAAGAUUUUGGUAGAGAAAAUCCUUGAUAUUUGUACAUUAACAUUUCCACGUUUUUCCUUUUCCUAAUUUCCAGUCCUAUUUAGUUGAUUCAGUAAAAUCGACAUUCCCAGGACUCAUUCGGUCCCAUCAACCUGAAAUCUCGAACGACCUUUGUGCUCUCCUGUUAUACUCUUCCUUAGUAUCCUAAUUUUACGUACUUUGACUAUUUCGUGCGUUUGUAACGUCUAAAACACUAUAAUUUCGCGAUGAACAUUCACGUUCACAAUGGAUAUGUUUGUUUCUAUACGGUAAUACCUAAAAACGUAUCUUCAAUUUAUCUUUCAUUGAAUUUUCUAAUGAGGAAAUCAUAGUUCCCUAUAUUUUACAAUUGCAUAGUUUAAUUAACGACUAAAUAACUUUAAGUUACGAGUUAACAAUUUUCACACUACACGUAUAAUCGAAACCGAAAAGGAAACCGAUCGUCAGCUUUAGCGGUGAGACUGCUAAUAAAGUGGCAGAGCAAUAUCAAUUAUCGAAAUGCACCGAUGUAAACGAUCUUUUAAUAAUAAUAAUAAUAAUAAUUUGCGUUCUAGAAAAGAUUAAUCUUAAUCUUUCGAUCGAAUGUGCUUCUAUAAAUUUUCAGGAAUGUUUCUAUCACGUACUUCGUUUACUUGAUGUGUUUUCCUCCAAAGCCUUACUCAGAUAAGAUAGAGAAGAAACGAACGACGAAAAUUAAUCAUAUAAACAUGAAUAUGUAAAUUCUAUGACAAAUUGAUGAAAUAUUUUCGUAUAAUUGUCAAGCUGAAGAUGAGCAUUUCGAAUAGUAAGCGAUAGGUAAAUAUGGAUAAUUUAUUUGAAGAGACACUAUCGCGAUAUAUCAACUCGAUGAAUUUAACGUUGUGAGUAAUAUGUUACAGAGGAAUAUGUAAUUAACUCGACAGGCUAGUAGCCUCCGGAGACUCCAUAGAUUACAUUAGCUGCGAGUAUCAUUUUGCUAUGACUAAUGAAAUGUUGUUUUCGACAAGUAGCAAGUUAAUUAAACAUGACGUUAAAAAUUUGUAAACGUGUGAUUAUUAAUAUAAUAUAAUUUCUAAACUUGAGCAAAUUAUUCUCGUUAAAAUAUACAAUUAUCAGAAAAAACGGAAGGAAGUUCCUAGCACUACGCUUCUCCUCGUGUUUCUCGUGUGCUAUUUGAAUUGCAAGUUCACGUGACUCCGAAAAUCGAGUAAACGAUAGAUGUAAACUGAAUGAUGUUACGUUAAGAUCAGUGUAGACGAAUCGACGUGGCAUCAAUGUGAUUUUAUAACGAUGAUCUUGUGCGGUUUAAUUAAGCAGAUUAAUAUACUGUUCUCUGAGUUAAUAUAACUACAUCCAGAUCUGGAAAAUUAUACUGAUUCGAAGUCAGGGGAAGGAAAGUUUUCAUUCGAAGAAAUGGGUCGAGAAAUGCGAAUGGCGUACGAACAAAAAACGGCUCUAGAUGUAUGUAUAACGUAUAUUUACCUGGUGAAAAAGGAUUAUGGAACGGAGGACGUGAAAUAACGGCUAUGCUCGCUGGCGAGUUACUAUCACAGAUAUUGUAAACGAUGAAUUGUAUAGUUAUUAUGUGUGUAAAAGUAUCGUGAAACAAAUUCAAAUGUUGCAGAGGCGUGUGCCCGAUGUUCGUAAGUAUGUACAUACAUACGUUGUUCGAUUAUGACGAUCGAUCGCUAUUCUGCUCGUAUGAUAUUAUAUCGAACGAAGAAACGAAGAAGCUACCUCUUAAUAUUCGGAAGCUAAACAAUAGCAAGAGUAUUAAAACGCCGCGCAGGUGUUCUCCGAAACUUUCACUCGAUAGCAUAGAAUCGAGAAUCACGAAAAUCAUGCUCGACCAUUCGUGGAUGUUCGACGCUUCACUCUAGAAACUGACACGAUACAAAUGAUCAGAAUGGAGAGUUAUGUCACAGAUUACCGUGACUAAUGCGCGUAUCGAACGCCAUCGUCGAACAAUGGCUACGAACAAGGUGCCAGGAUACCGUAUGGUAUUCGCCAUUCCAACUUGAUUCUAAGGUGUCGUAAUAAUAUAUUACAGAGAUUUAAUUGUAAGUUGAGCGGCGGUCAUGCACUGGCCACGAGGCGGCCAACCGGCCGAUUAGUCUCUUUUGUAAAUGAGAAUAAGUGAAUGAAAUAAAUAUAUACAUGUGACCGCGUAAGUGAAACAAAA